Aplosporella prunicola CBS 121167 is the source of this 1125-nucleotide messenger RNA. RefSeq lists its product as uncharacterized. The transcript has a single exon. The record is from RefSeq and is a predicted model, not a curated record. Bases 1 to 1125 code for a protein of 374 amino acids. NCBI's taxonomy places the organism in Eukaryota, Fungi, Ascomycota, Dothideomycetes, Botryosphaeriales, Aplosporellaceae.
AUGGCCCCGCCAAAACCCUCCGCAAAGUCGUCCAAGACGCCCGCUUCAAAGAACAAAUCCCAGAAGAAGAGUGUCACUGCGAGGUCUGAGGCCAAGCCCGACCAGCUCCCGCCGCCCGCGAUUCCCUUGGAACUGCAGCAGCUACUGCUCAACGUCUUCCGAAAUGCCUUCCCGGAACGUCUGGGCCCGGAGUUGAAGCCUUUGUUGCAGGAGGUGAAACAGCAUCUCUACAACAGAGACUUUCUCCACGCUUUCGGCAAGGAUGAGUACCUCGAAGUUUACGCCCUGCGAUGGAGCCCAAGUAGAGCGUUGGGGUAUGCGCAGAUUUUCGACGACCUGUCCGAAUACCUCGUUCAAGAGCUUGGGAGUGUGGCCAAAGAUGCUCCUCGCAGGAUAGUGUGUCUUGGUGGAGGUGCUGGCGCUGAAAUCGUUGGCUUAGCGGGGUACCUCAAGCUGCUUGAAAGGAAAAACGUCUUGAAACAGGUAGCGUCAUCUGAUGACACUGAGAAGACAGUAGAAGGCGCCCCGUCUACCCCGCAUUUCGAUGUUGUUGCCAUUGACAUUGCCAACUGGUCGUCUAUCGUUGCAGGCUUACAGCAAGCAAUCACCACUCCGCCGACGCUGUCCAAAUAUGCCUCUGCCGCCGCCAAGGAAGCGAAUGUUGAGCUGCUCCAGCCAGAUGUCCUCCAAACGAGGUUCGUCCAACAAGACGUUCUAACGAUGCCGCUCGAAGACCUGUCACGGGAACUCAAAGACACCACUGUAGUAACGCUCAUGUUUACAUUGAACGAGCUGUACAGCACUUCUCUCGCUAAAACGCAGAGCUUCCUGCUGAGGCUUACCGGGUCUCUGCAGCCCGGUGCGCUACUGCUAGUCGUUGAUAGUCCCGGAAGCUACUCGAGUGUGACUCUCAAUGGCGCCGAAAAGAAGUAUCCCAUGCAUUGGCUACUGGACCACACAUUGCUGUCGACGCCCCAGGGUGCAAAGCCCCAAGACGCUGACGCGAAAUGGGAAAAGCUCCUCAGUGAUGAGUCAAAGUGGUUCCGGCUUCCCGAAGGGCUAAAGUAUCCCAUUGAGCUCGAGAACAUGCGGUACCAGAUUCACCUGUACAGGCGGCUGCCAUGA